Gongylonema pulchrum is the source of this 357-nucleotide messenger RNA. The record is from the annotation of a GenBank genome assembly. Lineage: Eukaryota; Metazoa; Nematoda; Chromadorea; Rhabditida; Gongylonematidae.
AUGUUCCGGUUAUUAUUGUUAUUGUCACUUAGCCCAGUGGCAUUCUGCGCUUUUGGUGGUUUAAUUGGGCGAGUGCAAAGUGCCGGUGUCAGGGGCACACUGAUGUGCAACGGAAGGCCGGCUAAUCGAGUACUCGUCAAAUUGUAUGACGAUGACAGAGGAAUUGAUAUGGACGAUUUCAUGGGCGAAGCGAAAUCAGAUUCGCAAGGUAAUUUUGAAGUAUCUGGGUACAUACAUGAAAUGUCGCCGAUUGACCCGAAAAUAAACAUUUAUCACGACUGUAACGACGGCUGGAAGGCAAGUAAUGUCGAAUUGGCUGGCAAAUUUGCCGGUGAAACUCGCGACUGUAUACAUUGA